This is a messenger RNA of Cuscuta campestris, 880 nucleotides long. NCBI's taxonomy places the organism in Eukaryota, Viridiplantae, Streptophyta, Magnoliopsida, Solanales, Convolvulaceae. The record is from the annotation of a GenBank genome assembly.
AACCGAAAAAGUAACCGAGUCACAGUGCAGUAAUUGGUAGCUUGCUCAGCACCACGCAGGAGAGGGAUGUCGAGCUUCCCAACUUCACGAGUUUCGGACAACCAAACAUCAACACGAGUAACACAGAGUGCAUCAGGGGCAGGCGUUGGGAGGUCAAGGAUUUCGCCUGUGCAUAUACUAAAAAAGACUCAACCUAUUGGCGGAGUAGAGGCACACAAGGCCAUUGGUAGUCCCGGCCUCGGGGGACCCUCAGGCGAGGGACAAGAGCACGAGGCUGUUGGCGGUGGUGUUGUUCGGACAGAGGCGACCACCAAACAGCACCCACCACCGGCCCGAAUCUCCACCGCCGCCAAUCUCAUCCCCACCGUAGCCCCCACCAGUGCCAUCCGCGUCAUUAUUCCGCCAGCCCAAACGACCAUCACCUCAGCCGCCGUCACCACCAUCCCUAUCAUCGCCCAUAGCCUCCACCAAGACCAUCUAUGGGAGAAAGAGAAAAGUACACAGAUCUACUGCAGAUUUAACCAACCACCAUCGCCGCCACAGCUCCACGACCGUCGGCACCCUACCAUCGGCGCGCAGCCCUACCUUUCCGCCAUUGUGGUAUAGAUCUAAAAAAAAUAAGGAGAAAGAAAAGAAGAAAGAGAGGAAGCAGUGCAGACUAGCCAUCGACAUCGCCGGCCGCCACCAUCCCCGCGUAGAUCUAGAAGAAUGAUGGAGGAGAAACAAGAAGGGAAAGAUAAAUUAAAGAAGAAAGAUGGAGGAGAAACAAAAAAUAUAGAGAGGAAGAAGAAGAAGAUUGAAGAGAGGGAAGAGGAAGGAUUCGCAGAGAUGGAGAAGAAAAGGAGAGAAGAAAAAGAAAAAAUGAAGAGACGAGGAACGG